Messenger RNA from Colossoma macropomum (tambaqui), 2721 nucleotides. RefSeq lists its product as uncharacterized. Bases 87 to 2135 code for a protein of 682 amino acids. NCBI's taxonomy places the organism in Eukaryota, Metazoa, Chordata, Actinopteri, Characiformes, Serrasalmidae. The transcript has 21 exons. The record is from RefSeq and is a predicted model, not a curated record.
CAAAUGACGUUCCUUUAACCCGAGUGUUCAGCUGACUUACAUUUACGAAACCGUUACUAAAUAAAGAAUAAUAACUUUUCAAAAAUAUGUAUUUAUUCAGCGUGAAAAAUUUAACCCGCAGUGCCAAAGCGUGUGCUUUGCAGCGGUGGACAAAGUGGGCUUACUCGAAUAUCAGACUUGUUUAUAAGCACAGCUUUAGCCAUUCAGUGAAGUUCAGACAUUGCUACUCCACUCAGCACAAACCUGUCCGUAUCGGCUGCGCUUCAGGGUUUUGGGGUGACACUGCAACAGCAGUCCCCCAGCUCCUACAAGGUGGUAAACUGGACUUCCUUGUAUUUGACUAUCUGUCGGAAAUCACCAUGUCCCUACUCACAGCAGCCAAAACUAAGAUGCCUAAUAUGGGCUAUGCUCCUGACUUUGUUCUUGCUGCCAUUUCUCCAUUUAUCAAGGACAUAAGCCAAAAAGGUAUUCGUGUGGUUAGCAAUGCUGGUGGCGUGAAUCCUCUCGCCUGUGCCUCUGCUAUACAAGAAGUGGUGCAGAAAGCAGGUCUAGACCUGAAAGUUGCGGUGGUAACUGGUGAUGACCUAAUGCCACAGAAAGACUCUCUGAGUAUGCUGAGGAUGGCUGAUGUAGAAGAAAAGAAACCACUUCCCAAAACUGUACACAGUAUGAAUGCGUAUCUGGGUGCUGUCCCUAUAAAGCGAUGCUUGGACCUUGGGGCUAAUAUUGUUGUGACCGGACGCUGUGUCGACAGUGCAGUAGUGCUUGGACCGCUGAUGCAUUCGUUUGGUUGGGAGCAGAGUGACUUUGACCUCCUGGCUGCUGGAAGCCUCGCAGGACACCUGAUAGAAUGUGGUGCUCAAGUCACUGGUGGGAUUUUUACAGAUUGGCAUAAAGUUCCAGACUGGGAUAACAUGGGCUUUCCAGUGGUUGAAUGUUUGGCAGAUGGCUCAUUUACACUGUCCAAACCUCCCAAAACUGGCGGGCUGGUCUCAUUUGGUACAGUGGCAGAGCAGCUAGUUUAUGAAAUUGCAGACCCACAGCGUUACCUCCUACCUGAUGUCUCUUGUGACUUCUCACAGGUCACCAUCACUGAAAUACCAGGUGUGAAUGGAGGAGCUGUCAGAGUACGUGGAGCAAAAGGAUCACCUCCGUCAAGUGACUACAAGGUCUGUGCCACAUACAUGGAUGGCUUCAGGACUACAGCAGUUUGUCCAGUGGGUGGUCCUAGAGCUGCAGAAAAAGCCAGAAGGACAGCAGAGAGCAUUAUCAAAAGGACCAGGCGCAUCUUCAGACAGCUGGGUCUGGAGGAUUACAGUGGCGUCAACAUCCAGGUUCUGGGUGCUGAGGAUACAUAUGGACCACAUGCAAGCAACAGUGGCCAUCGGGAAGCAGUUCUUUGGAUGGCUGUCCGUCACAAGCAGAAGAAAGCCCUGGAGUUUUUCUCCAGAGAAGUGGCUCCAGCAGGAACUGGAAUGGCUCCUGGACUUACAGGCAUUGUGGGAGGCCGACCUAGAGUAUCUCCAGUACUGAAGCCUUUUUUCUUCCUAUAUCCUAAAACAGAACUUAAGGUCAACAUCUAUCUCAAUGGAGAAUUGGUGGAGACGUUCAGAGAGGCUGACUCUUCUUUAGCUGAAUGGCGCGCCCCCUCCCGCCUUCCCGAAGAAAAUGUUUACAAGCCCACAGUGUUUUGGCAGGACCAGCCUUGGCUUAACAAGCAGCAAGACCUUCCAAGUAAUCAGGACCAUCCUUUCAUUAGAGACCUGCCCACUGGCCCGCACAGUUGCAGACUUGAGGAUUUGGCUUAUACACGAAGUGGAGACAAAGGAGACUCUGCAAAUAUUGGGGUCAUUGCAAGACAUCCACUUUAUUUUCCCUACCUGAAGAGAUUUUUGACUGCUGAUGUCGUGGAGAAAUACUUUCAGCAUCUGAUUAAAAAGGAUGAAACGGGGUUGCCCUCUGUGACACGGUAUGAGCUGCCUGGUAUUUGUGGUUUGAACUUCGUGCUACACAACUCUCUUGGAGGGGGAGGGGUGGCUUCUCUAAGGAGUGACCCUCAGGGAAAAGCUUAUGGACAGAUGUUGCUGGACUACAGAUUGACUGGCCUGCCUGAUCUCACGUCAUUGGUAGACUGAGGAAAGAGGGUGCUGUGAGGAAAUGUAAUAAAUACAAUAAACAUUCAGACAAAAAGGACAGGCAUUCUGUGAGUGACUCACUCUUCGUGCAAGGCAUUGUCUGACUGUUUAGUGAACUUGAGUCGAUAAGCUAAUCAGUAUCUUGAGCUAAUGUGCAUGUAUUAAGAGUAUACAGUGAACAUGAUAAAUACUGACUCAAGCACUAAUUGUGGCUAUAUGUAAUUAAUAUAAUUCAAGAGAUUUACAGCAUGUAGUUUAGACAAGCAAUCAGCAGUCUAGAUUUUGGAACAAGCAUGCUUAUCUGCACUUAUUGGCUACUUUUGUAUUGAAAUUUUGUAUUAAAUGGCAUUUUUUGCAUUGCAUUUAUUGAUACUUGGUAGUAUUGGAGCAUUCCAGUCAGUACCAUAAAAGUAUUUUGAGACCCAGCCUUAUGCCCCAUUAAUUGUAGAAGUUAAAACAAUUAUAAUAAUUCAACAUGCUUUAAGUUUGUGCCUUGAUGAGCUAUUAUACAGGUAUUUUCCUUUUUAAAGAAAAUUGUGAACUAAUUAAAAUGUACAUUGAAAAAUAAAAUGUUUUAUUAUUAUAA